AUGACUCGAGCUACAAUCCGUUAUCAAGGAAGGGGAGAACUCCUUGUGUCUCUUUGCUACCAACCUGCAGCAAACAGACUUACUGUUGUGGUUUUGAAAGCUCGAAACCUCCCCAAAAUGGACUUCGCUGGACUUUGUGAUCCAUAUGUAAAGAUCUACUUACUUUAUAACAACCAGCGAAUCGCCAAAAAGAAAACCCACGUGAAAAAGCGUACCACAAACCCGGUCUUCAAUGAAUCUUUCGUGUUUGAGGUUCCUUACAACGAGGGCCUCGAAAACAUCAGCCUCGAAUUUUUGGUUCUGGACUGGGAUCGAGUCACCAAGAAUGAAGUAAUAGGAAGGCUGGAGUUAGGCCCCCGAUGCGGAGGCCCUGCUCAGCAGCAUUGGAAUGAAGUAUGCAAUGCGCCUCGUCGCCAGAUAGCUGAAUGGCAUAAGCUGAAGGAAUGA
Stegodyphus dumicola is the source of this 447-nucleotide messenger RNA. It is a transcript of the gene Syt4, whose product is annotated as Synaptotagmin 4. The record is from RefSeq and is a predicted model, not a curated record. Gene Ontology annotation, cellular component: exocytic vesicle; axon; synapse. NCBI's taxonomy places the organism in Eukaryota, Metazoa, Arthropoda, Arachnida, Araneae, Eresidae. Gene Ontology annotation, biological process: calcium ion-regulated exocytosis of neurotransmitter; vesicle fusion. Gene Ontology annotation, molecular function: clathrin binding; SNARE binding; calcium-dependent phospholipid binding.